This is a messenger RNA of Dacryopinax primogenitus, 1819 nucleotides long. RefSeq names its product carboxylesterase from carbohydrate esterase. NCBI's taxonomy places the organism in Eukaryota, Fungi, Basidiomycota, Dacrymycetes, Dacrymycetales, Dacrymycetaceae. The record is from RefSeq and is a predicted model, not a curated record. The transcript is spliced from 4 exons. Bases 38 to 1819 code for a protein of 593 amino acids.
GAAUGAAGGGCCUAUCGUCCCGCAAACCCCGUCCUUCAUGGAAGACUUCUCAGCAGCACUCGGCUACCUCGAAUAUUCAGCAGAAGCGAAGCCUUUCGAGAAGUUCUGGAUUCGUGAAGACGAUGGAGUUUGCUAUACUAUCAGUGCCGACGGUGCUAUUGUGCCCACAAGCUGUUAUUCCAGUUACCGGGCCUUGUGCUCCCAAAGCGCAGAGUACUAUGCUACUCCAAGCUCGGCGAACGAGAUAACUGUUCACAGUAAGGAGCUGACUGUGACUGGGUAUCGCAACCAGCUCUCCUUCCGUUUCCUCGGCAUUCCUUACGCAAACCAGCCUGAGCGAUUCACAUACUCAACGUUGUAUACUGGGUCUCCGACAUUAAACGCCACUAAAUAUGGCUCGGCGUGCUUGCAAACUGGUCGUGGCUCCGAAGAUUGUCUCUAUCUCAACAUCUGGACGCCAUACCUGCCAUUAUCCUCUAAUCCGUCCACCUCAGCUCUCAAGCCCGUCCAUGUCUACAUUCACGGCGGAGCUUACACUAGCGGCGCGGGAAGCGACUACGACGGAGGUGUUCAAGUCAGCAGAGGAGACAUCGUUGUCGUGACAAUCAACUAUCGUCUCACGACCCUCGGAUUCCUGGCGCUUGGAGAUGGUACGACGAAUGGAAAUUUCGGACUCGCGGACAUGGUGACAGCCCUCGAUUGGGUGCAGAACUACAUCACUGCGUUUGGUGGUGACCCCGCACGCGUGACCAUUACGGGUGGUUCUGCUGGUGCCGGCGCGGUCAGGGCUCUGAUGGAGUCUCCAAUGGCCAUCGGCAAGUUCGCUGCAGCUGCCCCGCAGAGCAACCUGGACGGAAUGCUUUAUGCCUCAACCUACUCAGUGUACUAUACGAUUCCUCAAGAGGUUGCAGUUGCGGCCGACCCGAUUCUUGCGGCAACCGGUUGCAACACUACCGAAAACGACCCUGCAGCGACGCUUGCUUGUCUCCGUGCCUAUAAUGCUACGGAGCUAGUAUACAUGUCCAAUGUCGCAAGAUAUGUGGUGGUGGAUGGGACUUACAUCACAUCAACCGAGCUUCCGGUUAACGGCUCUGGCCCGGUGGCGGACGUCCAUCUCAUGAUGGGGUCGAUGAGCGACGACGGAAAUUCGUUUAUUGCGUACCUGAAAACCACCGAUCUCUCCCAGGCAAUUACCUCUCAGAUCACGUGUACGACUCUAAUCAUCGACUCUGGACUCUUCCCCCAGCCCAACAGCGGCAACACCACGCUUGACGUGUUCAAUGUCACUGCUCGUAUCUCGACAGACAUCCAAUUCCGCUGCCUGGACCAAGCGACUGUCGUGGCAUUGUCAAAGCAUGAUCUCAUGAAGAGUAUCUGGGUGUACCAAUUCAACCGCGGCUACAAUGGAUAUGACCCGAACGGCCUUUGUUAUGCCCCAGCUGCGACCGGGUAUCCGUACGGGAACCCUGAACUUCCUCACUUUAACUGCCAUAGUGGUGAUCUAGCAUGGGUCUUCGGUUACGUUGGACAACCCGGCAAUCCAUUCCGAGAUGAGAACGAUUAUAUCUUCCAGCAGACUAUCGUUGACCAAUGGACGUCCUUCUUCCGGACUUACAACCCAAACCCUGCGAGUGCUUACUUAACGGCACGAAACUACACGACCACAGCGCAGCAGCUGUCUCAGAACGGACAAUGGCAGGCGUUGACCGACUACCAAUCGCCGACGCUUCACAUCUUGGCGCAACCGAGCUACCCGUCGGCAUUCUUAGAGCAACCCCAGUGCAACUUCUUCAAUUACCCACUUAGUUACUACGGAUGA